AGCGGCGUCGCGACGCGAGCCUUCCGCGUCCGUCGGUCUUCGCCACCGCGCGCAUCGCUGUCAUUCGAAUUCGGUUCAGGUGUGCUUCGCGCUACGGGAAGGACCGCGAAGACUCUUUCAUCUGUUACAUUCGAGAGCGAAAUACACCCUGAAGACCGACAACCAUCCCCGACGUUGCGGAAAAUUGUACGGAGGGACAUCGCGACGCCGAAGGCGCCACGACGGCGUAACAGAUUUUCAUAGGCCAAUCAAGACGAAUUCUUCUCGUAAACGCGGACCAUCGGAUUAAGGGUGCCCUCGAGAUGCGGUGAUGGCUUUGUUGUAUAGGUUCGCGCAGCUGCACGAUCGCAGUGGCACGCGGGUCUUCUCCUUCGUCGUCACUAGGACCGUCGUGCGCGAUCCUGAGAGGGACGUCACGAGCAAAGAACUAGUAUGCGGUUUUCAGAGAUGGGCCGUCGCUUUCUCGCGCGGGGAAAAGGUUCUCGGCGUGUACCUGGUAUGGCGUGGCGCAUCAAGAAACCUCCGCGUGUACGUGGAUUUCACGUUCACGCUGCUGAAUCGAGAGCACUUCUCCAUGAACGAGAGCUUCUCCGGCAAACGCGUCAAGUUUACCUAUGAGGCUCCAGCGCAAGGCAAUCGUAGCUACAUCGCCGUGGCGGAUCUCUUCAGCCGUAAUUUCGCCGACACAAACGGCGAGUUCCAGCUGGAGCUGUCCAUGGCGAACGUGCGGACUGUCUAUAUGACCGAGGUCAGGAUGCCGACGUCGGUAUUCUCGGCGGGCCAGACGAAGCCGAGCAAGCUGGAGACCGAUUACAUCGCGUUCGGCGGUUUCGACUGGAACUUGGUCAUCUAUCCGCAUGGCAAGGAUACGGACGGUCGCGGUCAGGAGAGUCGCGUGAGCGUUUAUCUGAUGAGACUAUCGGGGUUUGAUCAUCGGUGCCGGGUAAGGUAUAGUCUGGCGCUAGGCGAGGGCGAUCGACGGAUCGAUUCCGGACCGAUCGAGGACAUCUCCGACGCUGAAGGUUGUGGCUUCGGAUGGCACACCAGGGUCAGGUGGUCUGACAUCGCGCACAAGGGCACGCUCCGAGUAUCGUUGGAGAUGCUCGAGGCGAGAACCAUCUGCGAGAUUGCGGUGCAAGCGUUGAGUCCGUCGCUGCCGUUGCCUGCCGCGCCCUGCUACGAUCGCGACAAGCAAGCCUGGGCUAUCCGUGCCGAUCUUAACUCCGACACGGUCAGGCUGCACCUAGUGUAUAAAGACAUCCACAAUGUGCCGAGGAAUCAUUUAAGGUACGUCAGUUGGUCGGCAUAUCUGCUAAGGAGCGAGGGACCAAACGUCGUGCCGAUUGGACUGCCCGGCGAACCAUUCAGCCGCUACUACGUUCAAGAAUCCGCCGACGAGGGUAUCAUCAUGGAAACUAACGUGGAUAUGAACGAGGUGAAAGAGAAUCACUGUCCAUAUCUCACGGAUAAGGGCCAACUGAGAAUCCGGCUGGAGUGGAACGAGAGUCACUUGCUUUUCCAGGCGACCUAUCACAAAUAUGAUGACGUGUGCCGCGUGCACAAUCAACAGAUGCGGCGCGAGAUCGUGUCAUUACAGGCGGAGAAUUACAGUCUUGAACGGCAGUUAUUCAGCUACCAGAAGAGUCUAGCGUACGCACAGGCGCAACAGCAGCAGCAGCAACACCCAAAUCAACAGCACUCGGUAGGUCAUCAGGGCCACUUGGAGCGUUCGGCAUCCAGCGACACCGAAUACGCCUGACAAGUGGAACGCGAGCUAUCAAUAUCACCAACACCAUCAAGUCGGCGUCAAUUGCCGGUAGCAGCGACGCUGGGGGCGAUACUGCAGGACGACGACCAGCAAGUACAUCAGAACCUCGUCAGAAUGAUGGACCGGCGAUUGAGCAACGUGCAGCUGCAGCAGCAUUUCUACGAGGAACAGCAUCGCCGUCAGCAACAUCGGCACAGCAACGCCAGUAGUGGAGGCAGUGGCAUCUCCUCGCCCAGGCGAAGCAUCGAUCGCAACGGCCAGGAGCAUCGUCGCAGCAUCCUGCAGCAGCCCAGGUCCAGUGUCGGCGCCAGGUCCAGCAAUGGCGGCAAUCAUGAGACUCGCGCCGCCAAUAUGAAUAAUGAUCAGUAUGCCAACUACUACUUGGGAUACGUCGGCCAAGCGGCGCACAAGCGACGUAGGACCACAUUCUGGGAGACGUUGACGGGGCUAGUGUGUUCCCUGGGCGCUUUGGCCUCUAGAGCGGCGAAGAUGGCCGCCAGGAGGGGGGAUCCUCUCUGAGGGUACGAUCAUUUCGAGACCCGACGCGACCGCGUAAGGAUCAGGCGCGGACACGCGACGUGGGACUCGUUUUGGUCUGCAUGUAUAGCGCGUUCUGUCUCGUUUAAAUCGAUCCAAUAUCUCCCGUGGGUGGAUUACGAGGGAUACCGGAAAAGAAAGUUGUUUUAAUAAUCGAGGUAUCCUGUACCUUCGAGAUAAAAUACACCUGGCGUAUGCGACAUGUCGCGACUAUCUCUUGUAUACGUGGUGUUUCUAUAAAUGGAAAAUUAUACUUCUUUGUGUAUAUUUAGUAUCUGUUAUAUACACCUUAGGUUUUUUUAUUUAGUUUGUUUCGAAAUUUAACGUUGAUAAAUAUUGAAUUAAUUUUUUGUCAAAUCCUCAUCGACAUGACGUAACGCGUCAUAUUGACGGGAUUUUGAGAUUUUUCCUAAAUUUCAUGGUUCAUUGAUAUAUAUUUUGCAGGAAUUGUUUUCUGUAUACCUAUAUACCUCCCGCGCGCGUGUAAAAAAUGUAUCUUUCCAUUCCAAAGAUGUCUUUGAUAUGCAAUGCGAAAAAUGCGUCCUACAUGCCGUAUAUCCCCUCAGAUAUGGUCGGCUUCAUACGAAACGUGUUUGCGAAGGGUUCCUGCUUUAGAUGGAAAGAGUAAAGGGAGAUCGCCGAUUUUACCGAUUUUAUGAGAUAGAGCGUCCCGUAUAUAUGCGAAACGGAAACGCGGUAGGGAAAAAAAGGUUCCGGAAAAAGAGGAUCGCAGGGAGAGCCUAGGGCCGUGUUCUCCUCUACUCUACACCUGCACACGUGCAGAUCUACACUCACGAACACACAUCUACACGAACACGAAUCUAUCUACUUGUCAAUUUACUAAAGAACCUAUUUUCCUCUAAAGACUUUUUUCACCUAUUGUGUACAUCGCCGUGGAAGUACGAGGAUAUGCGCAUUGGCAUAGUCGCCAAGCCAAUAACAGUACUGUAAUUAUCGUAGUACGUAUACUAAACAGAACUUUAGAGUACAUCAAUGUUAUAUAAGUGAACAAAUACACAGGGGAAAAGGAAGAAACGAAGAAGAAGAGAGAAGGAAAAGCACGGACUGGUGCUUCUUUGAGAGUCCUUAAAAGGCUGCUUCUUACGAUGCGCAUAAAUGCCGUCGCCGUACGAAUUAAGUUCACUCGGACGCCCUAAUCGAUUCCCUUUGCCCCUUUCUAAUUAAUCUGUUUACUCGAGCAUCAGGAAUAUCAUCAUCACGUAGUUCCAUGUUUUCGUUCGUGUUAUCACUAUUAGUCUAUGUAGAAAUAUUUAGUAUAAAAGUACCAGUUCUAUUUAUUCCAAAGUGACUAUCUGAAAUAUACGUGGAUCGAUAGGAAUUCAUAAAAACGUAUUUUGCAAAUUUGAAUCUAUUUUAUAUUUUCGUAAGUCGAGAUUAGCUGUAAUAUCUGUCAAUUUUUCCCUUAUAAAUUGGAAUAAACGAAAUAUUUAAAAGAUUUAUUUCCUUAGAUUGACGCAGAUUUCUAUUUCUCUAUUUCUGAAAAACGUAAAAUAGAUGUGUCGAUAGAUUAGCAAGAUAAGAAUAUAUAAACUAUAUAAUUCCGGAAACUUUGAAGUAAUCUCUGACUUCAAAAACGUAGAAUCUGAAUUCAUAGAAGUGAUCCCUGUGCGAUUUCUUUUUAUAACUUGCCUAUCUUUCGAGCAUUCUGCAGAACCAACCGAUCGAUCACGUACGCAAAGUAUCACACAAUAAUUAAAGGCAUUUAAAUAGAGGAACGAUUACAUCAUUCGCAGGCUGUAAUCAAGAACUGCACUCGCCCUUUUCGUGGACGACUAGAUAAUCAGGAUAAAAAAGAACAGAAAAAUAAAAAAACGAACAGAGGUAUCAUUCUGCUAUUAUAUUAUAUGUAUAUUUAUGAGUUUGACGUCAUGACGACGUCUGAUUAAUUUUUUAAAGACUCGCUUGUAUACAUUUUUAGUUACUUUAUUACGAGAGUAUCGGUCACCUACUUUUCUAUUUUAAUAUUUGUGUACUGAUCGAGUAAUAAACUCAGUACCUCGAUAUAAGUAAGCAUCUCGAUGUCGCAGCGAAAGACGAUAUAAUUUUCAACUCUGUUAUUUCAAACACAAUGCUGACUCUAUCGUUCGCCGACUUAAAGUUCUUUUUGAGAUGGAAAUUAUUAUAUAAAGAGAGUAAAGUAAGAUGGAAAGUUUUCUGUAUUUUUUUCACAUUCAUAUUUAAUUUACGACUUAUCAACAUUCUUAUCAAAAAUCAAUGUCUGUAAUUAAUUUGCAGUUCUUUGAAAUUCCUUAGCCACUUAAAACAAGCUUGCGAUAAUGAGAACAUUUUAUUUUGUGAGAUGUUACUUGAUUACUGAAGAAAAUCUUCGAUUAUUAAAAUUUUUAAUUAUUGAAGAUAUUUACGGUUCUUCCAAAACUGAAAUGCAAUGCAUACGAUGCAGAAUUCCAAUCGUAAACAUUUUGCGAGAAAUGACAGAUUUGUGUUAUUUGAUACUGUUUUUCGUAGCUAAUGCAUAUACUCAUAUUUACCGUAUAUUCGCAAGAGUGCACAGUUGCAAUCUUUUUUCGUACACCGAUCGUAGCUUGAAUUCCUGAUAUAUAGAAAUGUUUUUCUGUUUAGGUGAUGCUCCAAAGAAUCAUUUCUCGUAUUCAUUCCUUUGAUGUUAAACGAUAAACAAGAGAUAUUAAUACAUAAGAGAUAAUAUUUCUCAAUAAAUAAGAUUUUAUACGUGCUGUAGUCAGAGAAUUUUGCGACCUUUUCCCGGCAUUUUCAUCUUACUUUACUCUCUCUCUCUCCCUGUCUCUGUUCUUGUAACACGAUGUAAUAAUUUCCGCCUCGGCUCACUACCGCGGUAUUUUCUGCUAUACAUGUGAGCGCCGUACGUAACCGAAAUACAUAGUUAUGCGAACCAUGUGCCGCACCAUCUUCGCAAGUAUGUAUAUAUCUGCGACACCCAGAGCAGGUAGCCUGUGAUCGAUACAGUAUCGCUGGUUUGCACAUUGGAUAUAUCCUCGCAAAUACAUACGCACCCAUUUACAUACAGCCGAAAUACUGUCUUGCGUUAUGUAAUGUGUGCGUGUGCGCGGCGCGCGCGUGUGUGUAGGUAUGCGUCUUCAGGUAACACCUCGCUCAUAUCUAAAAUCGCUUUCCUCGCAACAUCUGCAGCGAACGUCAAUCUACCUAAAAGUAUUUGUUAACACUGGAACCGCCGAUGGCACGUUAUCCUAUCCAUUUUCGAAAUCAAAACCGCAUGGAUGCAAAAGAACCGUUUUCUACAUCGGCGCAUCGUUACAUUCGGACUGAAUUUUUCAGACUGAAAAAUUACCUUGUCAAGAUAACAGAUUUUCAAUUUUUGACUGUAUCACGCUCUAAAAAAUUCCAAAAACCCAUCGGUUUUGCUGUGUGCGUUAACAGUUCGAUUAACACCGAACGCAAGUAAACGCAUUUCAUUCGGUGACGAAACGAGAUUUUUCCAGAUUUCAUUUUGGCUUUGAUAGAAACUUCGAUCUCUCUCUCCUUUGUUCUCCCCCUAAAUCUCCCAAUUCAUUUCACGUUUCUUCAGAUUCCAGUCCGCGUGUUAUUUAAGAUGUGUCAGUUAACAUUUACACGAUACAGAAAUGAUAUAUAAGAAUGUAGUUCAUAAUAUAUAUUCAAACGUGCUCUGAUUAAUCUUGAAACUGAUAGUGGCCAUCGGGCAAGAUACACGAUUGUACAGUUGAAAGUAUUAGGGAUUUCUCCGACGAAGAGUGCUACGACGUAAAGCGUCCUCGAAAGGAACGUAGUAACAUGUAAAGCUGCGAAUGGACCAGACUCGCGACAGUAGCUCGUAACAAUAUGCCCGCACCGCGCACAAUCCGUGUACUAGUACUGCAGUCAAUUCCAUCGGGAUUGCAUCGGUCCUGACCGUGUCCUAGCGAGAAAAAUUCUCCUCAGCUUCCUUCGGCAGGAUGGAUUUGCGACCGCGGGAAAAAAGCGCUCCUUUCGACCCGAAACUUUCUACUACUUGAACUCGCGUUCGUGACAGGCGUAUAUAGCAGCAGCUCUGACAAUCGCACCUAAUCUCAUCGCCACGAUGAAGAUCGAAUGUUCGACCGCCGACGUGAUUUCUGACCUUUCCGCCUUGACACUUUUAGGGAUUCCGACAGUGUGUCUUGGGUCACACGAUGAUUGAGAUUGAACGGACAGCGAUCGCCAAAUUUCUAGAAAUGCUUCAUUUCUAACUUUCCAUUUUUAAUUAUUAUUAGUAUUUUUGAUCAAUUAUAAAUUAAUAGAUGUAUCGAUAACUUAUGGUACACUCUAACCGUUUAAAUGCAAAAUUAGAUCCUAAAUAAUCGUUAAUUUUUUUACCCUAUUUAUAUAGACGAUCUAUAAAAUAAUAGUAAAACAAUACAAAGUGAUUAUAAAUUUAUGCGAAAUUAUAUAAAAAUUACAUAUAAAUUAUUAUUAAAAAUUAUUAAAUAAUUCUGCAAUGCUUUAAAUGUUUGGUUGAACUUAAUGUUGAUAGCAUAUAGCAAAAUAAUCGCAAACAAUAAGUAAUCUUCAGCACAUAGUUAUUCUGCACAGUCACACAAUAGACGUGCACAAUUUAGUCAAUUAAUUUCAAUCUCGCAAAACCGGCAUGCUGGCGCAACAAGUGACAAAGCAAAAUUUAUCUCACUAAAUGAUUAUGUAACGAAUGCACGCGUUGAACGAAAAAGAUACUCCAAGAAAAGUAAUAACUGCAGAAAAUGCCUCAGUUUAAAAAAUAAAUUCAAAUCGGUAUCGAGAUGUAAACCAAUUAUGGAUUUUCAAUCGAAUCUGAGCCACCGUUUUAAUCAUCCGGCGAUGAUGAUCUGACGAUCUGACGAUUAACAAUUAAUACGAAAAAACGGAAUGCGCCGGCGGUGGAAUAUAUAUGCAGAAAAUAAUAAGAACGCUCUAGUAAUAGUGACACGCGCAUAGUCGCGCUUAUUAGCUAGUACGUACGACAAAAUCGAUCCGCGAUCGAUCUCGCGUUCUCUCUCGCGUGCGUUUCAUUCUACAUCCAUCGCGCCCAUUUACUUGCCGACACCGUAUUCGUUCGACACACACGUUAUACAAAAUAUGUAUAUAUAUAUAUACACGAUUUUUCAAUGUGUACGUCGUCGUUUUCCGCGCCAUUGUGUCGCAGCCGAACCGCAGCAAUUUCCAUGACUCCGCGAUUCGCGAUUGUGCGCCUCUGCGAAAAAUAUAAAACGUACUUCCGCCGUCAUAAUCGCUCACUAAUAAUAAUUUUCUGCACCGUAUUAUAAAUAAGGCUUCGAAAGAGAUUAUCACGGUGAAUCGCGCUUUUCAGUUCCAAUCUGGCAAAUCUGGAGAACAAUCAACUGAGCAAAUCGACUGAGCAAAGUCAGGAUAAAUGUGCAGCGCGCACGAGAUCGCGAAUAGAAUGUGAUUAAAGGAACCGUGUACAUAUAUGCAUAUACAAUAUGUAUGAUAUACGAUACAUACGUAUAUUUGUAUACAACAUGUACAUACAUUUGAUAUAUCGAGCGCACACUAUAUACAUUACAUUAUCCAGUCAUCCUGAAUAGAGAACGAGACAUUACUAACUAUAUCGCGGAAAAAAUACAGCAAUGCGCUUUCUGUUCCGUUUUCGCGAUGUGUCACGAUAAAGGAAAUUAAUUGCUUUUGCAUUAUUCAUCGCUCGCAGAUAAAAAGACAAUUUUUAGGCGACGAUACUAUGGCGCAACACGAGGAAGCUUAUGUAAAGUAUAGUUCAGCCUUUCCUUUUUCCACCUGUCAUCCAAACGAGGACUCCUUUAAAUUAAUGUUAUAUAUCCGUACAACUUUCGAGCACACAAUGCAAGAGCACAUUUUCUGCGACCUUUUUUCAUCCGUGUGAUUCUACUAAAAACGAUUAAAAAGAAAAAAAAUGAAAAAAAAAAACAAACAUGUGAACGCAAAACACACUCUCAAGAGUUUUGAGACAAAUACUAAUGUACUUAAACCAUCUGUGAGUCUGCCUCGUCUUUUAUAAAGUUCUUGCUAUAU
Messenger RNA from Ooceraea biroi (clonal raider ant), 8299 nucleotides. RefSeq lists its product as uncharacterized. The record is from RefSeq and is a predicted model, not a curated record. Gene Ontology annotation, molecular function: protein binding. Lineage: Eukaryota; Metazoa; Arthropoda; Insecta; Hymenoptera; Formicidae.